Molecule: messenger RNA, 1735 nt
Organism: Aegilops tauschii subsp. strangulata
Lineage: Eukaryota; Viridiplantae; Streptophyta; Magnoliopsida; Poales; Poaceae
Source: RefSeq, a predicted model, not a curated record
AACAAAAUUCGAAAGAAAAGCCCAGGGACACAUGGUGACGGUUGAGAGCGCGUCACCUGGCGCCCUCUAAGUCCACCCUAUGGUUGGGAGGCUCUCGAAGGACUCAACUAGUUGCUCUCGAAGAAAAGAGAUAAACAUAUGUGCUAAUGGGCCGCGCCAGUGGCUAGCCCAUGUAGAGAAGCUUCAGCGGCCCAAGCCCAAUAAAGCCCCGUGCCGCCGGUCCGGCUCUCCAACCCGUCGCCCACGCCGCCUGCCGCGGCAGCCGUCAGGCAGGCAGCUCUUGAUUCUCUCGAGGGCACCUGGCUGGCGGCUCCAACUACCGGAGCUCCCUCGCCGUCCGUUAGGCUCUCCCGCCGUCACCCACCACCACCAUCUCCCUCCCUGCUUUGCGUUCUCUCCUCUUACCAUCUCCACAAUCGUCCCGACCAAGCGUACAGAGCUGGCGAUGGACUUCUCCGUCGAGGAUGGCAAAAGGCUAUGGUCGCUUGUUCGGAAGCAGGAGGUCCUGGUCGACAAGAAACGAAGGUGGUUGGAGUCGAUGACUCCCAAAUCGGAUGGCUGCAACACACGACUGAAGCGACCAAAGUUCUUGGCUGAUGCGUUCUUGGCUGAAUCAGAUAUAAGGAGUGAUGAAGUGUCUUGCGAAAAGGUGACAGCCAGUGUUGCAAAAAGCUAUGGUCUGCAGCGCGGUGGCCACAACCAUCACUUGGUUCAGGAUGGUCUCAGGCUUCUUAACUUACCAAGAGGGGAAGAUGGCUCACUGAGUCCAGAAAGUCUGAACAUUAUGCAUAGCACAAUCAAUAAGUUAAGCAAUGGAGCACUUCAAUCAGUGGCUAAAAUCAUCAGCCGCACCAAGUGUAGUUUUAAUAAGACUAGACCACUGUUAAGAGAAAUUGUAACAUACCAUCUUCCGUGUUACUUAGCCAAGUUGGAUCAUGAAGAUGUCAUCAUGUCUGAGUUGUCUGAAAUUUUGAUAAAUCCUGGCAGCUACCAAUCUGAUUCGUUGAGCCUUGUCACACCUGUGUCACCACUGCUUCUGUCAUCUAUCAACCAAGCUUUGGAUAGACUUGAUGGGAUUCCUGACCAAGCUCUUGUUGCAGUGAACAGGAAACUCAUAGGAAAAACAUCUAUGCCGAAAUUCUGGCAUGUGCCUCGGUCUUCCAGUAGAGGGCAUCUUAUUGAAAUAGUGAGGAAAAGAUGCAAAAUGAUUAUAGCGCGUAUUGAGGAAGGUUACAUGCCAAAGAGAUUAGCAAAGGCCAUGUCAAUGGUGAACCUAUACUGGAAGCAGAAGUUGAGAUCCAUGGAUAUUUCUCAGUUAGAGUACUUCCCCUUUUCAAAAGAAACAGCGUCUUUGCAAAAUGAUGUCCUGAAUGCUCUUUGGUUGCUUCCGAAACUCCAGCAUGAUGACCUAAAAUUGCUGCGUCCCAUAUUGGACCCAGAUCCUAAAUUUCGAAAGAUGCAAUUUAGAGUAUCUUUGAGGAAGUACUUUAGAAUACCGCGUGCAUCUUCUACUUCCACUUCACCAUCACCUCCAUCAGGUGCCACCUCCAGCCGUGAUACAAGAAAGCAGGCACAACCACCACUCUCUGCCAAGAGCACACCUGCCGGGCCUGCGCAGAGCUCUUCUUCUUCCAUGGCAUCGACAGGGCACACAAGUGAUAUUAUUUGUCGUCGUUGUAAGGGAAGGAAGAAGAUUGCAUGUAGCAUCUUGGAGUGCACUAAUAUGAAUAAAUAA